GACUUCAACAUGCGCUCCCGCAGCAGCAGCCUGGAGGACAUCAGCAAAGUCAAGUUAGCCAAAGAGCAAGCGGACACUCAGUCGCAAAACUCAGAGCGGGAGGAGCCCUCAGGACGGACGGAACGGCGCAGUCGCCAUCGGGAGCCGCCAGACGACACCGACACCAUCCAACGGAACCACAAGGCGACUAAGAAUGGCAGGAGUGGCGCUGAAAAGGUGGGCCGGAGGGAGAAGGGAAGGGACCUUUCCCGCGACGACAUGGUCUUCCUGCUGAGUUUACUGGAGGGAGAGCUGCAGGCCAGGGAUGAAGUGAUCACUGUGCUGAAGGCGGACAAAGUUGAUGUUGCCCUUCUGGAAGCCAAAUACGGCUUCGUCGUGCCGCAAAAAGUCCUGCAGGCUCUGCAACGCGACGCCAUUCAGGACAAAGCUGAUGGCCUCCAGGAAGACAUCUAUGAGCAACCCAUGGUGGAGCUGGACAAGCUGGUGGAGAAGCAGAGGGAGACGUACCGCCGAAUGUUGGAGCAGCUGCUGAUGGUAGAGCAGGCCCACAAGCAGGCCCUGUACAAGAUGGCCGACGAGAAGCGCAACCACGGCGAUUUCAUGAAGAAGAGUGACGAAUUCACCAACCUGCUGGAGCAGGAGCGUGAGAGGUUGAAGCUACUAAUUGAUCAGGAAAAGGCCUACCAAGAACGCAAGGACCAAGAGAACACCAAAAAGGUCACAGGUUUAAAAGAAGAGCUCACAAAGGUCAAGUCCUUUGCAUUGAUCGUUGUGGAUGAGCAGCAGCGUCUCACAGAGCAGCUGAAUAAACAGACAGCCAAGGUCCAGCAGCUGAGCACAAGCACUUCCCAGACUCAGGAAGAGCUGAGCUUGGCCACUCACCACCUGCAGGAAGAACAGCAGAAGGUGUGUCGCCUGGAGGCAGAGUUGCGUGAUUGUAUCAGUCGACACCAUCAAGAGCAGGAGGCCAUGACGGCCAAGCUGACCAGUGAGGAUGCACAGAAUCGGCAGCUGCGUCAGAAGUUGUCGACUCUCAGCAGGCAGCUUGACGAGCUGGAGGAAACCAACAAGACACUGCGAAGGGCUGAGGAGGAGCUGCAGGAGCUGAGAGACAAAAUAAGCCAAGGAGGAUGCGGAAACGCCACCCUCAUGUCUGAGCUGGAAGAGCUGCGGAAAAGAGUGCUUGAAAUGGAGGGAAAGGAUGAGGAACUGAUUCGAAUGGAGGACCACUGCAGGGACUUAAACAAAAAACUAGAAAAAGAGACUAGUCAGAGUCACAGUUUGAAGGCUGAGGUGGAUAAACUUAAUCACAGAAUUAUGGACUUGGAAAAAUUGGAAGGCGCGUUUAGCAAGAGUAAACAGGAGUGCAGCUCGUUAAAAACUAACCUCGAGCAGGAAAAGACAGUGUCAAGGGCUCUUUCCAGUGAGCUGGAUGCCUUGAAAGCUCAAGUUCAAGAACUAGAGUCUGCUGAGGGUCAGCUUGCAAAAACAGAGUUGACACUGAAAGAAGACCUCACUAAGUUAAAAACAUUGACGGUCAUGCUGGUGGAUGAGAGGAGGGCCAUGGCAGAAAAACUCAAGCAGAUGGAAAACAAAGUACAAAACAGCACCGGCAAACUUCAAGCAGAACAGGAUAAAGUUACAUCGGUCACAGAGAAGCUCAUUGAGGAAAGCAAGAAAGCCUUGAGGUCAAAGUCUGAGCUGGAAGAAAAGAUGUAUGGUGCCAAGAAGGAGAGGGACGACUUGAAGGCCCAACUGAAAGCUGAGGAGCAGAAAAGCAACGAUUUAGACUCAAAGAUCAAUGUUAUGAAAAAAAGGUUGCAGUCGCUAGAAAACAUAGAAAGAGAUUACCUUAGAAGCAAAGUCAAAGAAGAGCUUGUUAAAACACCCAAAGUAAACUGCUUCCACCAGGAGGACAACAAAGUCAAAGACUUGACCCAGGAGGUUGAGCGUCUUCGAUGCAAACUGAAAGAUAUGAGGGUUGCAGAAGGAGACCUGUUAAAAACAGAUGAGCUUGAAUCGUUGGAAAAUAAAUUAACUAAUGAGCAAGAAAAAACUAAGGCUUUGGAGGAGGAGCUGGAAAUAUCCAGAAAUGAGGUUUCCAAGUACCAACUAGCUGAACAAAACGAGUCCAACCAUGAGGGUAUGUUGUUCAAACGUCUGAAGGAUGAGGAGGCAAGGUCAAGUCAUUUGGCACAAGAGGUUUCCGCUCUCAAAGAGAAGAUCCAUGAAUACAUGGGACAAGAGGAGUCCAUAUGCCGCAUGAAAACAGACCAUGCCACCCUGCGAAGAAAGUUGACCCAACAGGAAGUCCGAAACAAAGAACUAGCCAGGGAGAUGGAUACGUUAACACGAGAGCUUGAAAGAUAUCGAAGAUUUAGCAAAAGUCUACGCCCUGGCAUGAACGGAAGGCGUUUCUCCGAUUUGCAUGUUGCCACCAAAGAGGUACAGACUGAACCUCUUGAUAUCACAUCUCCCAACUGCAAGUCCACAGUGUUACUAGACGGUCCUUUGCUGAACGGUAAGCUGUGUGACGAGAGCGGACAUGAGGACAACAUGAUCUACAAUCAUAAGGAAGAGAAAAAUGUCCCCUCCCUAAAGAACAAUGUCAAUAACCUCAAUAACAACAUGAGAGGAAUGCCGUUUUUCAAAUCAAAAGAGGCCCCUCACCUCCUGAACGGAAAACUGUCACCACGGCCGCAUGGUAACCACGCCCAGACAGGGGACGUGGUGUUGACCCACAGUCCAGGUCAGCCGCUUCACAUUAAAGUGACUCCCGAGCAUGGAAACAACAUGGCAACACUGGAGAUAGCCAACACCACUGCAGAGAACACGACCUCUUUCACCAGCACGGCUGUCAUACCCACAAAAGGCGGCCCACCCAAAAAGAGAAUCACCAUAAUCCAGAACGCAGCCAUUUCCCCAACUGCAAAAUGUAAAAGUUCCCCGAUUUCGGACGAGACUCGCUCACCUGACAGGAUGCUUUCUCCUCUUACAAUGGCAACAUACUCCAGAGCGCUCACUCCUGACUCGAGUGGCUCUUUGACCCCAGACAGAGCCAUGUCCCCAAUCCAAAUAGUUUCUGUCACAACAGGAACCCCUGACCGCACCUACUCUGCAAAACCGGUUGAGGUCGUUGGAGGGCACUCCGUAUUCCGCGUGACCCCCGAGCGCCAGAAUGGUUGGCAGGUGCAGCGGUCCAACAGCUCUGGGACAAAUAUCAUCACCACGGAGGACAAUAAAAUCCACAUUCACUUAGGUAGCCCCUUCAUGCAGAGUGUCGGUGCACCAGCAUUGCAAGAGCUGAGGUCGGCCAAAGGCAGCACUGUUACGGCUAAAGGCAACAGUAAAGUCACUAGUAGCAUCAUGAUUAAGCCCACCUCCACCCAAACCCACCGACCAUCACAGAUUACAAUACCUCUAGAAACAUUCCGACGCCCGGGCCCGACGCGGAUCCCCAAACCGAAGGGCUCCACUUCCCUGAAAGGGACGGGCACCAACUGGGCGUCGCAGAACAGGAGCGGGUCACCGCACGGCCCGAUAAACCCGGUCAAAGACCCGGCCGGGCACACGCCUGCGGCACACGGCAACAACAAUCCAAACCUCUCCAACCGCCGACUCUGAAGUGACAGAGAGAGAACACGGAUGUAUCACAGCAUGCAUUAUCUGAUUUAGGUCACUUAGCGACGGUAGAAAUCAGAGUGAUAGAAAUUAAGCUACUUGCUAAUAGGAAAUUCUGAGAAUUUGCAUUUAUUUUUAUCAGUUACAAAUCUCAAGUUUCGAGACGGAACUUGAAUUUUUUUUAUUAAGGUAAGUUGCAAUAAUGUACAUAAAUGUGUCAAACGGAUGAAUGUAGCUGCCUCGCACUGCUCAUUUCUUCU
Messenger RNA from Entelurus aequoreus (snake pipefish), 3881 nucleotides. It is a transcript of the gene filip1l, whose product is annotated as filamin A interacting protein 1-like. The coding region runs from base 10 to 3624 and encodes 1204 amino acids. Lineage: Eukaryota; Metazoa; Chordata; Actinopteri; Syngnathiformes; Syngnathidae. The record is from RefSeq and is a predicted model, not a curated record. The transcript has 5 exons.